Messenger RNA from Trichoderma breve, 1305 nucleotides. Its product is annotated as PAPA-1-like conserved region domain-containing protein. Gene Ontology annotation, biological process: chromatin remodeling. The record is from RefSeq and is a predicted model, not a curated record. The transcript has 3 exons. Gene Ontology annotation, cellular component: Ino80 complex. NCBI's taxonomy places the organism in Eukaryota, Fungi, Ascomycota, Sordariomycetes, Hypocreales, Hypocreaceae. The coding region runs from base 1 to 1305 and encodes 434 amino acids.
AUGUCCUCACGUCCGCGGCGUUCGGCCGCUGCAAAGGCCAAAGAAGUGAUUUCCGUCCACGCCAGAUGGGCUGACACAAGCGAAAAGGAAGACUCAGAUAUCAAAAUGUCCUCGCGACGGACGGGACGUGCCGGUGGCGCAUCGGCCUCGCGCGAUACAGCUUCAUCGCCAGAAGAGACGCAUCUUAGCGUUACAGUCAAGCUCCCCAACAGUAGGUCUACCAGGGGAGGCAAUCGCCGGGCCGACCCAUUUGAAGGCGGCGAGAUUGUGCACGGGAAGCGCAACCGCGGCGGGAAAAAGAGCUAUGUCAUAGAUUCAAGCCCUGAUGACGAAGAAGAGGAGGAAGAGGAGGAAGAAGUAGUAGUAGAAGAUGACGACGAGGAUGACGAGGAGGAGGAUGACGACGACGAAGAGGACACCAGAGCAGACGAGGAUGACGAAAUGGAAGAGCUCGGUGAUGAAGAUGCUGAAGGUGAAGAUGAAAUGGAAGUUGAUGCCGAGGGCGAAGAAGAUGCAGAUGGCGACAUUGACAUGGCCCCGAAGCCUGUUGGCCGCCCCUCAGCAAAGAAUUCGAGGAUUACCAAGUCGAGACCCACGGUGAAGGUUACCUCAUCCAGGGUGAACCGGGAUGAAGAUGAAGAUGAAGACGAGGAAGAUGAAGAUGAUGAUGACGAGCUUAGCGAUCCGGCAGACAGCGACAUAGGCGAUGAUACCAUUGUUUAUGGCAACCAGGACAUGGAAGAUGAAGAUGCCGAAGGAGAAGAAAUCGAAGUCGCUGGAGAUGAGGAGGAGGUUGAGGAAGACGAUGAAAUUGCCAUGCAACAAGAGGCCAAUGGCGAUUCGGAGCUCGAUAGCGAAGAAGGCAGCCGGGCUGAAACGCCAGACCUCGCCAAAAUGACCAAAAGGCAGAGGGCUCGGUUUGAGGAUAUACCUCAAGAAUUUAUGAAGUUGCCUGAUGAAAUCCAAGUCAAGAAAGUAUUUACGGCGGAAGAAUUAUCCAUGCGCCGCCAAGAAAUGGCUAGACGGCGACGCAACCUUAGUGAGAAGCGUAAUGAAGAAGUCAAGAUGGAGACUAUCAACAAGCUUCUCAAGAAGCAGGCCCCAAAGAUCAACCGUAAAGCAGCCGCUGCCGAUGCACAGGACCAGGACUCUCAAAAAGCCAACCCUGUUUUCAUUCGCUGGGUUAGCAACAAGAGUGGUAACCGGGUUGCCGUUCCAGAAGAGAUCAUUGAAGGGCCUGCCGGUGCCGUGUUUGGAGACAAGGGCAAGCCAUCAUUGGGGAAGCCAGUAGUGGAAGUGGCCUAA